Messenger RNA from Trichogramma pretiosum, 3027 nucleotides. RefSeq names its product inversin-like. The transcript is spliced from 2 exons. NCBI's taxonomy places the organism in Eukaryota, Metazoa, Arthropoda, Insecta, Hymenoptera, Trichogrammatidae. Gene Ontology annotation, molecular function: protein binding. The record is from RefSeq and is a predicted model, not a curated record. The coding region runs from base 53 to 2407 and encodes 784 amino acids.
GCGAGCACGACUGUGGCUCACACAGCGGCAUAUAGGCAGUGUCGCGUACCGUAUGUCGAGUCGUUCAGUUCGAUACACGCGUUACGACACAAUAAAUUAUCGCAUCGAUCGCAGUGCUGCAGUGAUUGUAGUGAAAUCAUCAGAGAGCGAGAACGCGUUAGUGCGAAAGCGUGCAACCAACAUGGACUAUACGCAAAAAAUUAAAUAUUGGCGAGGUGAGAUCAGUUGGGAUAACGAAAAAGAUCGACGCAAAUUUCGCCAGCAACUGUCCUCCUUGGAUUACAAGAGAUGGAAGGGCCCACUGCCGGAUCUCCGAGAAAUUCUUCGGCCGGAAGAGAUCGACUGGCUUCUCGCGGAGGACGUGAAGAGGAGAGAAUCCGGACCCACUUACGACGACGACGUCAAUUGUUUCGUCGACCUCGUGUACGAGACCGGCUACGAGGACGCAGGCAGCGAUACCGCGAUUCGCACCACACCGAUACAUCACGCGGCUCGGCGCCGCUACUGUUACUGGGACAAAACGAUCCGUAAGCUCUUCAAGAUUUACGCCAGACGCGACGUCAACUACACCGACGAGCUGGGCGUGACGCAUUUCCACGUGGCCUGCGAGUACGGCCUCGACGACGUGGCGCGAAAAUUCCUCGAGCUCGGCCGCGGCCGGCUGGAUCCCGACUGUCUCGCGCAGAGAGCCCGAGUCGAUCCGCCGCUGCACUCGGCGCUGCGGCGACGGCACGCUGCGGUGGUCGAGCUGCUGCUGCGAGCCGGUGCCGAUCCGAAUCUGGCCAGCGUCAAGGAUAACAACGGCUCGACGCCUCUGCACACCGUAUGCCGGGAAAGACACGGCGACUUGAUGGAGCUGUUUUUCAAGACGAGCGAGGACGAGGGUCGCGCGGUGCUGGUCGACGCUCGCGACCAGUCCGGCCAGACGCCGCUGCACGCGUCGCUGUUGCGCUGCCACAGGCGGGUGAGCGAGUCGCUGCUCAGGCACGGCGCGAAUCCGAAUCUGGUAGACGCCGUUGACGGCGCGACCGCUCUGCACGUCGUCUGCAAGAGGAACUACGACGACGAGCUGGACCUGGUGGAGGCGAUAUUCGAGAUAAGCGAGGAGAAGGGUCGAACGGUGGAGGUCGACGCCAGGGACAAGUCGGGCAACACGCCGCUGCGAUACGCUCUGGGCUGGGGUAACGGGCCGGUGGUCGAGUCGCUGUUGAAGAGAGGCGCGGACGCGAAUUUAACCGACGUCGAGGGAUUCACUGCUUUGCACACGAUCUGCGCUAACGGCGACGGCGAUGACCCCGACCAGGACGAGUUGACGAGGAUCGUACUCGAGUCGACCCGCGAGGUCGAUGCUCUGGACAAGCUAGGCAGGACACCGCUACACUUGGCUCUGGCCGCGGGCUGCAAAAAACGGCUCGUCCGGGCGCUGCUGGAUAACGGCGCAAACGUGAAUCGAGCCGAUGCCGAAGGAUCGGCUGCUCUGCACAUCGUCUGCCGGAGAAAUCAACUCGACGACGAUGACUCGACGAAGAUGCUGCUUCUCGAGAUCAUCGCGGAAGCGAAUGUCGACGCGAAGGACGAGAAGGGCCGGACUCCGCUGCAAUGGGCCGUGGCAAAUCUCCGUCCGGACUUGAUCGACCUACUGCUGGCUGGAGGCGCCGAUCUGUCCGAGUUUCGUUUCCCCACCGAGGACUAUUUCGGCGCGAGAUUCGACCGUCACGGCUAUCAUCACUGGAACGAGUUCAAGCUGAAGCUGAUUUGUCGCGCUCUCGCCUGCGUCGAGCGUCUGGACGAGCGGGGAUACCAGCUGGACCGAAGCGACGCCUCGACGAUCGUGAAAUUUUUCACCAAGUACGGAGUGUUCGAGACGACGAUGGAUUUGAAGAGGCGUUGGUUCGACAACGACAGUUACGCGAGCAAACUGAAAAGUAUAACGGUCAAUUUGCGUCGAAUUCGUGACGACGACGACGACGACGACGAGAAGGAAGAGAACAAGGAGGGGAAGAAGAAAGAAGCAGCGAGCGCGGAUUUACCGGAACGUCCGAGUCUGUCCCUGUACGACCUGAUGAAGCUGCCGGCCGAGGAGGCGGAAAAAUUACUGCUGCGCACGGACUACUUGAAGUUCGCCAACUCGUACGACUGGUGGAAGUGGCGCCGUGAAUAUCGCGAGCCGUGCGUCGUCUAUCUCUGCGAGACGCUGUCGAGAGGAUUUCUGCACCGAUGGGCGCCUCUGUUUUUCUCGGAGCUGAUGCGCCAUCGGAUGCCGAUUCUCUGCUGCAAAAAAGUCACCGAUCGGCUGACGUGCAGCGAUCGGUUGAAUGUACAUCUGGCAGCGGAAAUUUUUAGGAAAGAGGUGGAGAGCCAGAGGCUUGAUAUCGAUGGCAAAGGCAAUGGAGUCGAGGAUACAUAGAUUUACUUUUGUUUUGUUAAUGUUAGAAUAUUGUUAUUAGUGUGCACGAUUUUCAUUAUAUGUCAAAUUAAUAUUUCAUUGAAUGAAAAAUUAAAUAAAUGAAAUAAAUCGGUCACUCAAUUAUAUAUAAUCAAAGCCAUGUAUUGAAUUUUGUCAAUUAUCUUCUUGAUACAACUUAAAUUUUUUUUAAGCAACAUAAUCGCAGAAAAAUUGAUUUUCAGCCAGUUUGAUCGAUUAUAAAAACUUUCAUUCAUUUACGGAAGAUUUAACGCUAAUCUAUAUCGAAGAAAUUCUGAGCAGCCGUUUCCACGUAAUUUGAACGAGUUGUGAAUUAUUCCGUUAUAAUUUAUUUUCCUGUAGGAAAAUUAAUAAAAUACUAUAUAUUAUCUCUUACUUUUAUAUUGAUUCAUUUUUUCAAUCAAUGCAGAUAGUCUCUGAUGAACUAAAGCAUUAGUUUUUUAGCUGGAGUGCGUCUUUUUGUGACGGUGAGUGAGUGACUUUGGCACUAACUAUCGAAGUUUAAAAUCGAUCGUAAAUUAUCUACUAAAGACUGAAUCGAAAAAGGGUUCACAUUAAAAUCGAUUAACAAAAAAUUGAAUAAUAAAAAUUAAUACUCACAG